AUGGCGGCACUAUCAGAUCUGUUCUCUCUGAACGGGAAGACGGCGUUGGUGACGGGAGGCACGCGAGGAAUUGGGCAAGCCAUGGCAUUGGCACUGGCUGAGGCCGGGGCAGAUGUGUUGCUCAUCCAGCGCGACGAGUCCAACCAAGAAACGAAGAAGGCAGUCGAAGCCUUGGGCCGCCGAGCGCACAUCUACACCGCCGACCUGUCCUCGCAAGCCUCCAUCAAACAACUCGUGCCGAAAGUGCUCGCCGACGGCCAUCAAAUCCACAUUCUGCUCAACUGCGGCGGCAUCCAACGACGACAUCCGGCCCACCAGUUCCCCGACGAGGACUGGAGUGAGGUCCUGCAGACCAACCUGACCACCGUCUUCACCCUCUGUCGCGAUGUUGGCGCGCACAUGCUGUCGCGAGACAAGGACUCGCACGGCAAGCGAGGCAGCAUCAUCAACGUCUGUUCCCUUCAGUCCUUCCAGGGCGGCAUCAAUAUUCCCGCAUAUGCGUCCAGCAAAGGUGGCGUGGCACAACUGACCAAGGCCUUGAGCAAUCAGUGGGCGAGUGAGGGGAUCAACGUGAACGGCAUUGCCCCGGGCUACAUUAACACUGACAUGAACGUGGCAUUGAUCAAUGACCCCGUCCGGGCGAAGAGCAUUUUGGAGCGCAUUCCCGCCGGACGCUGGGGCUCGCCGGAUGACUUUAAGGGCAGCGUGGUGUAUUUGGCGAGCAGAGCGAGUGGCUAUGUCAAUGGAGAGAUCUUGACCGUUGAUGGAGGCUGGAUGGGCAGGUAG
Molecule: messenger RNA, 786 nt
Organism: Neohortaea acidophila
Lineage: Eukaryota; Fungi; Ascomycota; Dothideomycetes; Mycosphaerellales; Teratosphaeriaceae
Exons: 2
Coding region: 1-786 (261 amino acids)
Molecular function (GO): oxidoreductase activity, acting on the CH-OH group of donors, NAD or NADP as acceptor
Source: RefSeq, a predicted model, not a curated record